Messenger RNA from Cannabis sativa, 2712 nucleotides. RefSeq lists its product as uncharacterized. The record is from RefSeq and is a predicted model, not a curated record. The transcript is spliced from 7 exons. Gene Ontology annotation, molecular function: nucleic acid binding. Bases 1 to 2712 code for a protein of 903 amino acids. Gene Ontology annotation, biological process: DNA integration. Lineage: Eukaryota; Viridiplantae; Streptophyta; Magnoliopsida; Rosales; Cannabaceae.
AUGGUUAUGGAGCGUCUCGAUAGGGGACUAUGCACUGAAGAUUGGCUAUCUAUGUUUGAUGGUGCUAAUAUCAUGGUUUUGGAUUGGGGAGAGUCAGAUCACAGGGGGCUUGUCGUUGAUAUGCCAACACGUGAUUCUGAGGGAAGCACAACUGAAGUAAACCCCAAAGAAAACUGCAAAGCAGUUACCCUGAGAAGCGGUAAAAAUUAUGAUGGUCCUGAAUUGCCACAACCAGCUGAUGGAGAUAAGGCGAAUAAACCUCAACCAAUGCCAACCCCAACACCAACAUCAGAGAAGGCUACUGACAACCCAACACAACCACAACAAUCUCCACCAAUUAGCAUUGAUCACCAUGCAAGUGAUAACUGUUUCUUCAUUGAUUUGAUCGAUGAAAUUGUGGGGGAGAAAAAGCUGCUAGAUGAUCCUCUUGAACUGAGUUUAACUGAAGAUGAAUUGACGGAGCAAGAGGGACAAGAGGUCAUGGGUUAUGUGAAGUGGCUUGAUUCUUAUGGGCCCUUGAACAGAAGGUAUUAUGAGGAAUUAGGAGCAGUUCCAAAAGGGUUGAUGCCAUCUACUGAAAAGCCUCCGGAACUUGAAUUGAAGGUGCUUCCUAGUCACUUGAGGUAUGAGUUCUUGGGUAAAGAUAAAAAGCUGCCAGUUAUUGUGUCAGCUUCUCUUUUUGAUGUGGAAACUGAUAGACUUCUGAGGGUACUCCGAGCUCACAACAAGGCCAUCCCUUGGACACUAGGUGAUGUCAAAGGAAUCAGUCCUUCAACGGUGAUGCACCGAAUUCUAAUGGAAGACAAUGCCAAACCGACAAUCGACGCUCAACGAAGACUCAAUCCACCCAUGAAAGAAGUUGUCAGAAAAGAAGUAGUCAAGUGGUUGGAUGCUGGAGUUGCCUAUACCAUUUCAGAUAGUAAGUGGAUAGCUAUAGCACCUGAAGAUCAGCAGAAGACUACUUUCACAUGUCCCUACGGUACCUUUGCUUUCAAAAGAAUGACAUUCAUUUUUGGUUCCUCCUUCGAUCAUUGUUUGGAAAAUUUGGAAAAAGUGCUAACUACGUGCGAGAAAUCUAACUUGGUGCUAAAUUGGGAGAAGUGCCACUUUAUGGUAACAGAAGGAAUUGUUCUUGGGCACAAAAUUUCAAAGGCAGGAAUUGAGGUGGAUAAGGCUAAAGUUUCAACAAUAGAGAAUUUGCCACCUCCAGUUUCUGUAAAAGGAGUGAGGAGUUUCCUAGGACAUGCUGGCUUCUACCGAAGAUUUAUCAAGGACUUCUCCAAGAUCUCAAAACCUUUGUCCAGCUUACUUGUUAAUGGUGUUCCAUUUGAGUUUGGAGAAGAUUGCGUAAAGGCGUUUAAAGUUCUAAAGGAGAGAUUGAUUUCAACACCGAUAGUCACUUCACCGAAUUGGGAGUUGCCUUUUGAGCUGAUGUGCGAUGCAAGUGAUUAUGUAAUUGGAGCGGUCUUGGGUCAAAGAGUUGACAGUGUGUUUCACACAAUCUACUAUGCUAGUAGAGCUCUGAAUGAUGCUCAAUUAAAUUAUGCCACUAGAGAAAAAGAAAUGCUGGCAAUUGUGUUUGCUUGUGACAAAUUCCAACCAUACCUGAUUGGGAAUAAGGUAAUUGUCUACACAGAUCAUUCAGCGAUCAAAUACCUUAUGACCAAGAAGGAUGCAAAGCCGAGACUGAUUUGGUGGGUACUUCUACUUCAAGAGUUUGACUUAGAGAUAAAAGAUAAGAAGGGCACCGAAAAUUUGGUAGCAGACUACUUGUCAAGAUUAGAGCUGGAAGAAAGUAAUAUCUCAAGAAGAAACGAGAUGCCUUUAACAGGGAUUUUAGAAGUGGAAUUGUUUGAUGUGUGGGGGAUAGACUUCAUGGGCCCUUUUCCUUCAUCCUUUAGCAAUCAGUAUAUUCUAUUGGCUGUCGACUAUGUGUCUAAAUGGGUUGAAGCUGCAGCUACACCACAGAAUGAUGGUAAGACAGUUCUUCGCUUUCUACAAAAGAACAUCUUUACUCGGUUUGGUACCCCUCGAGCAAUAGUAAGCGAUGAAGGAAGUCACUUCUGCAACAAGCAGUUUGAAGCACUCCUUUCAAGAUAUGGUGUCCGACAUCGAACUGCUUUACCAUACCAUCCCCAAAGUAAUGGCCAAGCUGAAAUUUCUAAUCGGGAGAUCAAGAUGAUUCUAGAGAAAACAGUGCAAAGAUCAAGGAAAGAUUGGUCAAGAAAAUUAGAUGAUGCAUUGUGGGCAUACAGAACUGCUUUCAAAACACCGAUUGGCAUGUCUCCAUAUCGGUUGGUGUUUGGAAAGGCUUGUCAUCUACCGGUGGAGUUAGAGCAUAAAGCUUUUUGGGCCAUGAAGACUCUUAACAUGGAAUUAAAAGCUGCAGGGGAGAAAAGACUGCUACAGUUGAAUGAGCUAGAGGAGUUUCGAAAUGAAGCCUAUGAGAAUGCAAAAAUCUACAAGGAAAGAACUAAGAAGUGGCAUGACCAAAGUUUAGUAAGGAAGGAGUUUCAACCUGGGCAGCAAGUGUUACUCUUCAAUUCAAGGUUGAAACUAUUUCCUGGAAAGUUGAAGUCAAGGUGGUCAGGACCAUUCACAGUGGUCAAGAUUUUGGGUGGUGUAAUUGUGUGUUGUGCAAGAAUAUUGUUGAUAUUGGGUUUGUUAUUAUUGUAUUGUGGUGUUGAGUAUUUGAGAAUAUUGUUUGAGUGA